Botrytis cinerea B05.10 is the source of this 5519-nucleotide messenger RNA. RefSeq lists its product as hypothetical. The transcript has 2 exons. Lineage: Eukaryota; Fungi; Ascomycota; Leotiomycetes; Helotiales; Sclerotiniaceae. The record is from RefSeq and is a predicted model, not a curated record. The coding region runs from base 255 to 5135 and encodes 1626 amino acids.
GACUUAACUUACAAACCCAACUGUUUAAUAUAUUUCCAAUUUUCAUCAUGAGAUUGUUUCGUGAUGCAGGCUUGUGGGUGAGCAGUAUCCUACUCAGCCCCAGGGUUUCAUUUCUUUCAAGAAGAAUAUAGGAACCUCCUCCUCUUACAAAUUUGUUCUUUUCCUCCUUCUCUCGUCGUUUGUCUCUUUUAAUUCUAUGUCCUCAUAAGACUUUGUCAAUGGGUUGAUGCCCGGCGUAUUGUCCCGUUUUCACCAUGAAAGUUUUGCCAGUCCUUCUUCUAGGCACCCUGUCUCUUCUACAUCCAGUAACCGCUUUUCCCAAACUAGACCAAGGUGAUGUAGUUCGAAGGUAUACUAAUGAAACCUCAUCGUCGCAUACAACUUCUUCUACCACAUUAUCAAAAGGGUCUCCGACCACCACACUCAUUUCAUCCAGCACAUUGUCUAUCUCUUGUACGGCAACAGUCACUUCAACAAGUGGCCAGCCCUUAAUAGCUGCAAGAGAAGCUUGUCCUACCACUGUCACUAUCGUCCACACACCCACAUCACUUCCAAAUAAUAAUAAAGCUGUCGUUGAGGCAUCCACUUCUGAGAAGGCUACCCUUACAACCUUGGCCGAGUCAUCCACAUUGAAAGAAUCGCUACACACUACCGCCUCCAACACAGAUCUCAAGUCGAGUUCUAUUGGUUCUCAUUCAACAUCCGUGCCACUCGAGUCUUCGAAAACUUCUAUUGAAGCUUCCGGUAAAAUUCCAAAUACUGCGAUCGCUUCCAGUACUAUUACCUCAAAGUCAAUUGAACCAAUAAGUUUAGUGGCGUCAAAAACACAAAGUAAUCCAACCCAGCCAUCAAGUGUCUCUACUGCAUCCACUGCUUCGCAUUCAAGUGUAGCUGGUGAAUCUUCAUUAGCAAAGACAUCUGAGUUAUCUUCGAAGCCACUUUCUUCGACGACUUUACCUGGUGGCACUACAACAACGCAAGCCUUCACACUGACAGUUCCAUCAGCUGACCCAAAAACAAUCCUUGCUUCCUCAAAGAGUAUCAGCUCAUCUGUCUCAUCAGUGCAUACUGAUAUAUCAAAGUCUGAGCCUUCACUUAUCUCUAGUUCACCUAAGACUACCGAUUCUAUAUCUUCAAAUACUGGUCCUGCCACCAAGAGCGAGUCUAUCACGUCCAGGACUUCCAAUUCUGCUUCAUCUACGACUGUGAUCUCAACAUCUCCCUCGGGAACAAUAGUCUCUGGGCCAACUGUUCCAGCUUCUCUUGCUUCAAAUUCAAAAUCUAGCUCAGAUGCUAACUUGAUAUCAUCAAGCGGAUCAUCAAGGAUUUUGACGUCAAAAACAUCCGAAUCUUCUCUACAGUCAACACACGAGUCCAAAUCCGAAGGUAGCUUAACCCAAUCUUCAGUAACUUCUACAUCUAGCUCUCUUUCAAAAGCAUCUGAAACUUCCUUUCAAUCGACACGUGAGUCGAAAUCGAAGAUUAGCUCGAAGCCUUCAAAGGUAUCGUCAACUAUUUUGACGUCCAGGACACCUGAGUCUUCCCCUGUUCCAACAACACGCGAAGUUAAAUCGGAAUCCAGUUUAAAAUCUUCUGCGCAAGUGUCGACGACUGCUGUCUUGACCUCCAAAACAUCUGGAUCGUCUAUUCAGACAAUACACGAGAGCAAAUCGAAAUCAAGUCUACCCCUAUCGCCAAACGCAUCGGUUCUCUCAACUUCUACAAGUUCAAAAGUCUCUUCUGCUCAAACAACACAAGAAAGCAAAUCAGAGUUAAGCAUAUCGGCUUCAUCGGUUCUAGGCCUCUCAACCUCAGUACCGUCUGGGGUAUUGACUCAAUCUCAAUCAACUCACGAGUCAAAAUCUAGUUCUUCUACUGCUGGAUCUCAACCAACUAUAGUAUCGUCAAAGGCUCAAACUCAGACUACUCAAGAGUCAUCUUCGGGAAAGGAGUCGAGCACUCUCAACCCGGCUCCCGACGCUACCACGUCUCACAGCUCGAGUGUACAAUUGCUCUCUUCAUCUGCGAUUAAACAAUCACAGACCACAUCUCAUAGCUCGAGUGCACAAGGACCAACUUCGUCUGCGAUCAAGCAACCAGAGACUGAAUCUCAUAGCUCAAGUGUACAAGGACAAAGCAGCACAUCGGAGUUAAAGGCCACAAGCAAAACUACCGAGAAUUCUACCACAGUCAAACCAGAAACUACUUCUCAGUCAAGGCUUGCAAGUACCACCGAAAAAACUGCUUCUACACGAGUACUUGAAACUGCUACAACUAGUGUUAAAUCAUCAGUCAGUGAAACUUCAAAGCAAAGCAGUUCAGUAGAGGGAGUAUCCACAUCGAUUAAUAUCUCAGAAGUCCAUCCAAGCAGCACUACCUCAUCCAAUCGAUCAGAUAAGACUGAGACUAUAAAAACAACUGAGAGAGCUUCUCAUACGUUCUCUUCAUUACUCAGUAAGACUACAGUUGAAACUUCUUCUAUUACAAGUGAAAAGCCCAAGACUUCAAAUUCGUCUCUCACGUCUAUCAUAUCAUUAUCUGAGAAGCACUCGACUACUUCUCAUACAACUAAGCUUUCAACUUCGGAGGUUAUUUCUAAAACAGGAACGGUAAAGGAAGCAACAGAACCUACUACAUUACCUACAAGUAAGGUUCAGACUUCGAGUCAAGGUACUAAAUCAGAACCAUCAAAGUCACUCUCUUCAAAGACAUCUGCGUCGACACAAGGGGAAUCAAGCACGAAAACAAUUUCCACUCAAACCUCUAUCUUCAAACCAUCAUCAACAGACAUGAAUGCGAGUGUUAUUUCAGGUUGUACGGCAACCCUCUCGGUUGUCGGUCAAGUCUUAGCAGUAUGCCCACAUACCAUCACCCUUGAUUCAUUCUUUUCCCCUUCGAAGACACCAAGCUCUGUUUCACCUACUAGUAUUACAGUCUCGACGAGUGUUUCUGCCAGUUCAAAAGUGGCUGAAACUACUAGCAAGACAUCUGACAGUAAUCCUACUACAUCCAAUCCAGUUACUUCCAACCCAAUUACUUCCAAUCCAGUUAGCAAAUCGCCAGAUGCGUCUAAUUCGGUUUCCCAAACCAUUGUUCAAACAAAUAGCCCGGUUAGCAAGUCUCCGGAUACCUCUUUAUCGGUUCCUGCAACCAGCAAUCCAACAAAUCCUGUAUCCAUCCCAGGGAGUAAGCCGGCCGAUACCACAACCAAUACCCCACCAUCAGGAUCUACCGUUUCUGGAUCCAUUUCAAUUUCAACUACUUCUAAUCCAGUCACGAGCAAAUCGCCUGAUGUUCCAACUUCUAAUCCAACAACCACUAAAUUGUCCAAUGCUCCUAUCUCGACCUUAGCAAGUAGCACACCGGUUUUACCAGCUACAACGAAGUCAUCUGACGCUCUUGCCACUAAUACGGGAACUACCAAGUUACCUGAUGCAGCUACUUCAAAUUCAAUAACUACAAAGUUACCCGACUCAUCCGUUUUGCCUACGACUAGUCCUGUGACUUCAAACACUAGUAAUAGCAGAGAUACUUCCAAUAUUGCCCCAACAACAUCACCAACUACUAAAGCUCAGACUGAAACUGCCAAAGCAAUCUCGAAUCCACAAACAACUUCGAAUCCCGUGUCUGUACCCGGAACAAAGCCGACUGAUAUUGCGACCAAUAUGGCAUCAACAGGGUCAACAGUCUCUCCAUCGAUUGUAUCACCACCUGUAUCUGAUCUAACUGGAACAACCAGCAAUGUAUCGCUACCAGGAACAACAAGUAAUGUAUCAAUACCGGUAACAACAAAUCCUGUAUCUUUACCUGGAACUAAGCCAGCUGAUAAUACUACCAACACAUCACUACUAGGACCUACAGUUCCUGGAUCGACGGCAACCCCCCCUGUGUCUACAAAUCCUGUGUCUAUUCCUGGAACGAAGGCAGCAGAUACAGCAUCAAUAAGCAAUCCAACUAACACCGCGACUGGAAGUCUUGCAUUUCCACCCUCAUCUACUGGAAAUACCGGAACCACUACUCCUGCUAUUGGAAUUCCAGUUGGACUGCCGAGUGACAAAAGUACAGCUCUCCCAGCCACUGGAAAGAGUGAUACAAUCGGUACCCAACCCGUAGCUAGUAACCCUGGCAUCCAAACAGGCGGCACAGAAAAACCACCCUUAGCAUCCGACACCAAUUCCAUAAUUUCCAGCAUCCAAGCAUCACCCACCAGCGUAAAGACCAAUCCCGAUAUAACCACUGCAAUUUCCAGCCCUACUAUAACUCCUACAACCAUUAAGCCUUCACCGGGCCAAACCACUAUUGCUCCCGUUGUAUUCAAUUCCCUAACUCUCAGUCAAGGAAGCUCCAACUUCGUAGUCGGUUCACAAACUAUAAAACCCGGUUCCGAAGCCACUGUAAGCGGUGAACGUAUCUCGAUCGCUCCAUCCGGCUCUGCAAUCAUCAUCAAUGGCGUAACCACAAGUACUACGCCCACACCCACUCCAUCCAAUGGUGCCAAGGCCGUUUUGACAACCACCACUGAACCCCUCCCCGGUGUCGUUGUCGUCGGAACAUCUAGUGUAACAGCCGAUUUCACUAAAUCUGGUUUCGUCAUUGGAAGCGCCACUUUGACUCCGGGAGGUGUGAUCACGCAAGGAAGUACUAUUAUUACUCUUGCUCCUAGUAGUACUAUCUCUCUCCCUCCAAACGUCGUGGUAAUUGGAUCUUCGACCUUCACCAAAAAUUCUGCUUCUGGUGUUGUGAUAGGUAGUCAAACUCUGAAACCAGGUUCCGUUAUUACGGUUGAUGGAUCUACGGUUUCUUUGUCACCUACCGGGAAUGCGGUGGUGGUCAAUGCCAACAGUGGUUUUGUAACUAGUACUGCUACUUUGCAAAGCGUAGUUCCGUUGAACAGUCUGGUCAUUGGAGGACAAACGCUUACAGCCGGGGGGACAGUGACGGAAGGUGGAGAUAUAUUGAGUUUGGCGGCGGGAGGAACGGGGAUUGUAGUUGUAGGGACCAUGACUGUGGGUGCUGGAGGAGCAACAGAGACGGCGAAGAAGAAGAGUGCGGGUGUGAGAAUGGGAAUGGGAAUUGGUGGAUGGGGAUUACUGUAUUUACAGGUUUCUUUUGUGCUUUUGGGGUUGUUGAUGUGAGUGGGCUUGUCGAGGGGUGAUUAUUUGAGAUGUUUUAUCUUCUGGAGAUUGGAGGUUUGGGGAAAGGAGAAGAGGUGUUUUUUUUAUAUUUCUAUAUUGAAGAGGGAUGGGUAUUUGUAGCUACAAAACAGGAUAAUGAGAUCAUAUCAUAGCGUUCAGCGAGCGAGCGAAAAGUUUUGGAUAGUUUGGAGGGUGUGUGUGGGUUUUCUUUUCUUUACUUUCCUUUGUUUUGUUUUUGUAUUACUACUAUUAUAUAUCUAUCCAAAGCCUUUGUAUCUACGAUAUUAUUUGUUUAUGGAGAUGAGGAAUUUGGGGAUGAUGAAUGGGAUCAGUCGAAUGGAUUAGAAAUAGGAGCAUAAUGAUAUACCUACAUAUAAUGACAUA